Micropterus salmoides (largemouth bass) is the source of this 4452-nucleotide messenger RNA. It is a transcript of the gene bcas3, whose product is annotated as BCAS3 microtubule associated cell migration factor. The transcript is spliced from 25 exons. Gene Ontology annotation, biological process: response to starvation; autophagy. Lineage: Eukaryota; Metazoa; Chordata; Actinopteri; Centrarchiformes; Centrarchidae. Gene Ontology annotation, cellular component: cytoplasm. Bases 135 to 2990 code for a protein of 951 amino acids. Gene Ontology annotation, molecular function: protein binding. The record is from RefSeq and is a predicted model, not a curated record.
CACAGUUCCGCAAAUCUAGUCUGUUUGUGUUUUGACGUUUUUGGAAGGAGCUCUUCAGACCACCACACAAGUCCCUAAGCAAGGACACAGUCAGCGUUCUACACCUCGGGAGAAAAAAAAGCCCAGCAGACAAAAUGGCAUCGGACUCUCCACGCAGACCUAGUCGCUGUGCUGGAGGGGUUCUGGUGCGAGCGCAAGCUGCUACGGAGCAGUCUUACAUGGAAAGUGUGGUGACCUUCCUGCAAGAUGUGGUUCCCCAGGCUUACACUGGGGCUCCCCCCACUGAUGAAAAAGAGAAAAUCAUUUGGGUGCGAUUUGAGAAAGCUGACAUCAAUGAUGCUGCCCGCAAUCCAGAGUUUAUGGAGAUGCACAGCGGUACUACUGACCCUCCUCUCUGCCUCAUGAUUGGCUACACUGACGGGAUGCAGAUCUGGAGCGUAUCUUUGGCAGGGGAAGCCCAGGAGCUGUUCUCGGUGCGUCAUGGUCCUGUGCGAGCUGCGCGCAUUCUGCCUGCUCCUCAUAUCAGUCCUCUGAAGACAGACAGUUUUGCUGACAAGAGGCCACUGCUGGGGGUUUGCAAGAGCACAGGGUCCUCUGGGACAAGCCCGCCCUACUGUUGCGCUGACCUGUAUUCUCUGCGGACAGGAGAAAUGGUCAAAUCAAUUCAGUUCAAGACGCCCAUCUAUGAUCUCCACUGCAACAAACAUAUUCUUGCUGUGAGCCUGCAAGAGAAGAUUGCAGCAUUUGACAGCUGCACCUUCACUAAGAAGUUCUUUGUUACAAGCUGCUAUCCCUGUCCUGGCCCCAGCCUCAAUCCAAUAGCUCUUGGAAGCCGCUGGCUGGCCUACGCUGAGAACAAGUUGAUCAGAUGUCACCAGUCACGUGGAGGAGCUUGUGGUGACAAUUCACAGUCCUAUACAGCUACAGUGAUCAGUGCUGCCAAAACUUUAAAGACAGGCCUGACAAUGGUGGGUAAAGUUGUCACCCAGUUGGCAGGCACUCUACCCGCAGGCACUCCGGACGAGGAGGGCGCACCUCACAGUGCGAGCCGUCGUAGCCCUCACAACCCUGGUGUGGUCACCAUCAUUGACACACACAGUGUUGGCGAAGGACAGGUUUUGGUGAGUGAGGACUCGGACGGAGAGGGAGUGGUGGCUCACUUCCCAGCCCAUGACAAACCCAUAUCCUGCAUGCAAUUCAACCCCAGUGGAAUGCUGCUGGUGACUGCCGACACUCUGGGCCACGAUUUUCACGUCUUCCAGAUUCUCACCCACCCAUGGGCGUCCUCACAGAGCGCUGUUCACCAUCUCUAUACCCUGCAUCGUGGGGAAACUGAGGCCAAGGUCCAGGACAUGUGUUUCAGCCAGGAUAGCCGCUGGGUAGCCAUCAGCACCCUCCGCGGCACCACCCAUGUAUUUCCCGUAAACCCCUACGGCGGUGCACCCUGUGCCCGCACUCACAUGUCCCCGCGGGUGGUCAACCGGAUGUCACGCUUCCAAAAGAGCGCCGGUCUGGAAGAGAUCGAGCAGGAGCUGAACAGGGCGGCUGCGUUAGGAGGAGGGGCAGGAGGAGGAGGCGGCAUAGGAGGAGGUGGCUGCAUCCUGGGUGGAGGAGGAGGCAUCGGAGGCCGCUGUAGCCCCAUACCUGGUCUGUCUAGCAGCCCCUCGGGGUCUCCACUGCAUGGCAAGCUGAGCAGCCAGGAUUCAUACAACAACUUCACCAAUAACAACAUGGGCAACCCGCGGCUGUCCCCGCUGCCCAGCCUCACUGUGGUGCUGCCUCUGGCUCAGAUCAAACAGCCCAUGACCCUUGGCACCAUCACCAAACGCACUGGACCCUACCUCUUUGGGGCGGGAUGUUUUGCCAUUAAAACUCCAUGCAAAGCUAAGCCACCCCCUCAGAUCUCCCCGAGCAAGUCCAGUGGAGGAGAGUUCUGUGUGGCUGCCAUCUUUGCCUCGCCUCGCUCCUGGUUCAUCACCAACCCCAAUAUGAAAAGAGAGAAAGAUCAGUCCAGGCAGUCGGUUGUUGACUCGCUGUACAUCAUCAGUUGCUAUGGUAACUUAGUGGAGCAUGUCCUGGAGCCUCGGCCAAUUAGCACCGCUCAAAAGAUUAGCGAUGACACACCUUUGGAACUCAGCACCUGUCCAAGGGCCUGCUGGACUUUAGCCAGGACUCCACAGUGGAAUGAGCUGCAGCCACCCUUCAACUCUAACCACCCGUUGGUGCUGGCCUCAGACCUGGUGCAGUACUAUCAGUAUCUUCUGGCUGCAAUGCCUCCAGGAAGCCCAGGCCCAAUCACGCGCCACGAGUCGUCAGACAGCCUGGCGUCGGGCCACAGUGGCCAGGAGGACGAGGAGUGGCUUUCUCAGGUGGAGAUUGUGACCCAUACAGGGCCCCAUCGGCGCCUGUGGAUGGGCCCCCAGUUUCAGUUUAAGACCAUUCACCCUUCAGGUCAGACCACAGUAAUCUCCUCCUCGUCCUCAGUCCUUCAAUCCCAGGGUCCCACUGAUGUCCAGCAGCCCCUGUUGGACUUUGACACAGAUGACCUGGACCUACACAGCCUCAGGAUCCAGCCGGUACGUUCAGAGCCAGUCAGCAUGCCCGGCUCAUCACGGCUGGUGCCUGAUCGCAGAGGACAGUCCAACAUCAUGGACUCAGGAUCAGGUCCGUUUGACGGGCGGGGUGUGACUCUGCUGGAAGUAUAUGGUAGCUGGCCGGAGAGCUUCAGCGUGCCGCGGCACAACGUAGGCUCAGCGGAUGCCAGCGACGAAGGCCUCCGGGAGAGACUGGCCGACGCCAUGUCUGAGUCACCCUCCAGGGAUAUAGUAGGAUCUGCUACAGAGCUGCAGAGGGAGGGCAGCAUCGAGACCCUUAGUAACAGCUCGGGUUCCACCAGCGGCAGCAUCCCGCGCAACUUCGAGGGCUACCGCUCUCCUCUGCCCACCAACGACAGCCAGCCACUCAGCCUCUUCCCCACCAACUUCCCCUAGAGUCCCACCUCUCCACCGGGAACAACCACCACCAUCCAGCCCACCUGCCUGACUCCCCCAUGUCUGUCCACGCAGCAUCAUACUGACACACUGACGUGUUGAACUGAAACCAAAUCAUGUCACGGAUUUAUACAGUGUGUUUUGUGUUUCUCUCAUUUCAUAGAGCUGGUCACAAAUCAGUGUGCUCCCAGCUACAUACAGUAUUAAUAUUUAAUUUCUUGGGGUUGAUUUGAAGGUUGAUGGGGUUUUUUAAGAUGGCAAUGGCUGUAGUUUGUGGAGAUUUCCAAUCAUUUUAAAUUUGGGCAAAAUUCUUUAUUGUUUACCCUCAAAUAGCAUUCAUCUCCGAGUGAAAGCACCUAGUAGUAAUUUCUUUUAAGGAUAACAAGCUAUUUUUAGUGCGAUGGGUUGUGUUCUAAAGUGCAUGAGUAUUUUGAUACAGCUGUGGUCAGGGAGGAACUUCCUUAAUUUUCAAGAUUAGAUUUUUAAUAACAGACCACUAUCAGGCCAGCACAUCUAACAAACCCUGCGUGUUACCUUGCCGUCGUAUUAAAUCAGAAGCCGGUUUGACACAGACGUUGUUGGAGACCAGCCGUCCUUUCCUCUCUGCAGCUGAUGUCUGCUGUUUCCUCAGCCCACCAUCCUUCUUUGUGAGUGUUUGAAGUUUUACGGUGUGCCUAUUGUCUGAAUGAGCCAUAAGAAAGGGAGCGCAGACGAGAGGAAAACUGUUUAUUCCAGUCAAUGACGUGUAGCAGCUCCUUUUCCCUCCGUGUGUUUGUUGCUGCUCUCAUGGCCUCCUGCUAAAUGUUUUUGAUUAAAUUUGGUCCACUCAUGCCUUUGAUUUUCAUGUAAUUACAUUUGACAAAAGAUGCAGUAAUGAGAUGACACUAUUACUACGUUGCUGAAGUAAUUUAGAUGUUUACAGUGUAAUUGAGAUAUGUUUCUGACAUAAUUUAGAUAUAUUCCCUACUUGGCCUUUCCAGAGAGUAAAUUUUAAUUGAGCAGAGGAAUAGAGGCUGGUGUGCUGUAUUUUGUACAUUAGCAACUUUUGACCAAAAUAAAAUUUUUUUUCCUGUAGUUAUAGAUCUCUAAUGUAUUUUCCUUAAAUGUACAAGCUUUGCCUGUAGAAGAUUAACUUUGAUAAUCAGAGACUUUAUUAAAACACACUUUGCCUGUUAGUUUGUCAUAAGCAGAAUGUUUGACGUGGUAAAAACUGAAAUGCACUAUUAGAAAAGACAUUAAAUGAUAAUAGUAGCCUACAAUACCACAUGGCUGAGUGUUUUUUGACUAGCUGCAUGUCUUGAUGGCCUGUCUUUGGUGGCCGGUCGCUGAAUGUGGGCAUAAAUCUACUCAUUUUCAUUCAGAGCAAAUGCUUGUUGACGAUAAGAUUUGAUUUGUAAAAGACUGACUUCUUUCCCCAACAUUCAUGCAAGAAAAAAAAAUAAUAAAGCUUGAGGAAAUGAAA